This is a messenger RNA of Momordica charantia (bitter melon), 1477 nucleotides long. The record is from RefSeq and is a predicted model, not a curated record. NCBI's taxonomy places the organism in Eukaryota, Viridiplantae, Streptophyta, Magnoliopsida, Cucurbitales, Cucurbitaceae.
UUAAAAGAAGAAAACUAAAAACGAAAUUGUUAUCGAACGGAGUCCUAAUAAUUUAAACUUCUCAUUGUCUUUGGGAGUAUCUAGCAUGGGGUGUGAUUUGCGAAAGCUUCUCAAAAAAUUAGUGGUGUCAUUAAAUACCCCAUUACCAAAAGGAAAAUUUUAGGAAAAUUUUAGAUGAGAAACUAUGAUGAGAUGACAUGCAAUAGAUGAGAAAUCUUGUUGAUUUUAUCUUAGGCGAUGAGACAGUCAGAGUUGUGGUCAAGGUAUCAAUUUUCCUGCUGUUGCCAGCGAUGUAGUAUGAAGCCCCAAACUUAUGUGGACCUUGCUUUGCAAGAAAUUUCUGCCUUUAAAGUUAGUUUGUUUGAUUCAACUUCCAUUAGCAACUUCUAUGACGACAAUGCAGUGAGAAGAAUAACUGAUUAUGUCGAUGAUGCAAUUUCGGAUUACCUUUCCAUUGGUUCUCCUGAAUCUUGUUGCGAGAAGCUGGAAAACGUGCUUACUUCAGGUUUCAGUGAAGAUCAAGCAAAAUAUGAGGAAGGAAAACCGCUGCUUAAUUUGAGGCUGCAUCCUUUGCACUACUUGUCACUGAAUGCAUACACUGCUCUGGCCUCGGCUUAUAAAGUGCGAUCGAGUGAUUUAUUGGCUUUAGAUUCCAAAAUAGACGAUGACGAUGAAAAUCUACGUAAUGCAUCGACCAUGAGCAGAACAAGUGCAGCAUACUCCUUGUUCCUUGCAGGUGCUACUCACCAUCUUUUUCUUUCUGAACCAUCUUUGAUUGCGUCUGCUGCUAAUUGUUGGGUUGUUGCUGGAGAGUCUAUGCUUAUUCUUUGUAGAAGCAGCUCAUUUUGGGCUGCUGACAUUUCAAAGUGGAGUUUCCCUAUGGAUAAAAGAAUGUGUUCUAAAUGCACAUGGGUCAAUAGCUUCAAUUCUAGUCGAAUUCACGGUCGAGAUGUCGAUUUUCACGGCAUCUCAAUCGGUACUUUUAGUUGCAUUGCUAAUAUUUCUCAAAGAUGUUGGAGCUUUCUGACUCAUGGUUGCCCAUAUUUGAAGGCUUUCACAGACCCUUUUGAUUUCAGCUGGCCUAAGACGACCCCAUCGCAUUCGAGCAUCAAUCGCUCAGGUGCGUGUCGGAAAACUAAAGAUAUUAUUUGUCAGUGUGAAACUCAGGUGCAUUCUAACGAAGAGAGGCAAUGGAUCUUUGAGCUUGGAAUGCAUUGCUUAUUCUAUGGGGCCUAUUUAGCAAGUUUGUGUUAUGGACACCAUUCCCAUUUGGCAUCUCAGAUUCAGAAUAUUUUGGACGAGAUGAAAUGAUUUAAUGCUAAUCCAAUAAGAUUGUAAAUUGUUAUGAGAUUGAAACUUUGUAUAGACUCCUGCAGUUGUAUGAAAUCAGGAUUUUAGUUUCUGUAUUCGAACAUGGUUUUGUAGGACCAAUGAGGAAGAAUUAAAUGGAUUUAAUUUUCGACUUGUUUUUGGAUCA